AUGCAUCCUACACAAAAGAUAAUCACCGACACCAACAAGUCUCCCUUAAUACAGGUCUCGGGACUGAUGUUUCUUGUCAUCUUCCUCUUGGUCGAAGAUAUUCUUAUCAUCGCCGCAACUGUGUUCUAUCGCUACGUGUCCAUAGAGUGUGAUAAUGGACUGGGGAAGCCAGCUAGUAGACUGGACCCCAGCGAAAUUGUCAUAUUCUUCAAGAGCCAAUAUGCGGCCAACACCACGUUCAUCGCCUCCGUCUUCUGUAGCAAGCUAUCAUGCACAGUUGGUCUUCGUAUGAUGAGCCGAGAAAACCGGAGAUUGAUUGUUCUUGGUUUUGAGGCCGUCGUUGGUGGGUGGGGAGCUUCUGCGCUUAUCAUCAAUCUUUUCCAGGGUGAACUACCUACUCCAUUGAUAUACACCAACGAUAAAAGAUGUAUCGACCGAACCGCUUUCUGGACUCAUUAUUCCAUCACGAAUAUCACCACGAAUAUUGUCAAGAGUGUUUUUGUCAGUCGUAUCCUUGUAACACCUGCAAUUGCGGUUCAAAUCUACCAUUCUAACAAGGCAUUCGCUUCCACUGAUUUCACCUUCGCGAACUGGAAAGCUGCUAUCGCUUUACAACUGGUUCAGUGCCUCUCCAUUGUCACUGUUUGCAUUCCCAGCUUUAACCCCCUUUUCAACGGCCUGGAAUCCGGCCAGAUCCGUAUUGACGACCUUCGACGACAAGGCAAGUCUGGCAUCAGCAGCUACCCGAUUAAGAGGCCGCGAUAUAGUGGAUAUAGGCAAACUGAAGAAGCAACUGUGACUGAAUCGCAACUUAGCACGGUACACGAAUUGACUGACUUAUCCAAGUCAAUUGCACGAGGAGCUAUAAAACUGACGAUGGAGCAGAAGGGAGGUACCUGGGACGAGCUAUGCCGCACGAGUCACUCAAGUGAAACAAUACUCAUCCAGCAAAUAUGUUAA
Fusarium oxysporum Fo47 is the source of this 960-nucleotide messenger RNA. RefSeq lists its product as uncharacterized. The coding region runs from base 1 to 960 and encodes 319 amino acids. The transcript is spliced from 7 exons. Lineage: Eukaryota; Fungi; Ascomycota; Sordariomycetes; Hypocreales; Nectriaceae. The record is from RefSeq and is a predicted model, not a curated record.